CAUUACGUGAUAGAUCAUUAUGUGAUACUUUAUUGAUAAUUUGAAAGGCAGCCUUUCUGCGACGUAUGUGUAGUGCCUUUUGAUACAGAGUCUGUAGACUGAGUGUAGAGUGAUUCCGCGUGUCUUUUAGAAUGGCAACCAAAAGGGUUUUUGCUGAACAAGUUGGUCCAACUCCAACCAAAAGAGCUUUUGCUGAACAAGCCAGCCGGUCUGAUAAUUAGUGAGUCGGCGAAGUCCGCCUGGGCAGGCGACCGGGCGCCGUGAAACGCAUUUAAUCAAGGGAGCAGACAGAAAUUCGUUAGACACACGCUCUGUCUAACUCUGUACUCUUGAUUAAAAGCGGUGCCCGUUUUACGGUUUACGGCGGACUUCGCCGACUCACUAUUCUCCUCAGCCCCCCGCUGGGAGCACCAUACGGAUUAAAGCGAGUAAUGUGGAUUUGCGUCAGGAAUGGCAGAAUCUUCGAGCCUCUGGCAUGCUAUGCGAUGUGGAGCUGCAAGGUGGUGAAGCAGAAUCCAUAGGGAUUCCAUGUCACCGCAGCGUUCUCAGUGUUCACAGUAGGUAUUUUCGCACCAUGUUCUUAACGGGAAUGAAGGAAUCCGCGCAACCGAUUAUCCAGCUGCACAACAUCUCCCAUCCUGUUCUGUCCCAGUUGAUUGAUUUUUUCUACAUGACGGACAUUGUCGUCACGGAAGACAGCGUGCAGCCCAUACUGGUGGCGGCUGCGUUCCUCAGUAUUCCGGCCGUGGAGGAGGCCUGCUGGAAGUUUAUGGAGGAUCGCUUGAACGCCAGCAACUGUCUGAUGCUGUACUGUUUUGCGGAUUCCGAUGCGCACAAGAAUCUGGCCGUCGCCGCCAAAGCCAAGGCUAUCACUCUCCAGCAUUUUGCUGAUAUCGCGCAGGGACCAGAUUUCUUGGAAGUGCCGAAGAAAACGGUAGGAUAUGCAUUGCCAGCUAAUGGCCUUGGCUUUGGCGGCGAAACUGAUUGUAGCAAAAUGGAACAAUGUACAAGCAGGGUUACCGAUCUGAUCUGCUGUGAUAGUCUUUGCGUGGCGCAGGGAAGACGAUGUACUGCGGGCCAUCGUGCGGUGGCUGCAUCACGAUUUCCAGCAACGACGCUGGCAGUUCUGGGAGAUGCUGCAAUAUACUGUAUUCGCUCGCACAUCUUGAACCACAGAGUGUGUAUGUCCGAGCGAAUACAGUAUUCGGCCCACUUAUCUCGGCCCGCAAGGCAGCGAUGAUUAUCUGCUGGCCUGUGUCAACGCCUUCACGGAUUAUUCCGAAAAAGCGCCGCGUCCGUCAGGAUAUCUGCAGGCCUUGCCGGGAUACACCAGCCAGGCAUCCUCUCGCUACACUGCAAGAAAAUCCUAUUGUAAGAAGGCUACGAAGAAGUAGGAAUGCGGUGCUUAUCGUUGUCUGUGUUUAAUCCUUUCGUUCGGUUAUAAGGAUGGAGUUAUUCAUUGGUGUUUCAAUGUUUUGCGCGUUUUAUGCUUCUUCUUCCUUGUGUUUUACGCUUUUUAUGCGUUUUUAUGCGCCGCUUCGCAAACGGGAAAAACAGCGAAAGCGUGGAAGAUUUAGGAAAGUGUUUUACGUACAGUACUUUUACUCGUACCUAGAAGCAUUUACGAAUUC
Messenger RNA from Paramacrobiotus metropolitanus, 1631 nucleotides. Its product is annotated as kelch-like protein 17. The record is from RefSeq and is a predicted model, not a curated record. Lineage: Eukaryota; Metazoa; Tardigrada; Eutardigrada; Parachela; Macrobiotidae. Gene Ontology annotation, molecular function: protein binding. Bases 476 to 1240 code for a protein of 254 amino acids. The transcript has 4 exons.